AUGUCAGGUUGUAACACUAAAUUGUGUACUAGAAGACGGCUAUGAACGACCACAUGUCAGCUGUUAUACUUAAAUUGUGAACUAGACGACAGCUAUGAACGACCACAUGUCAGCUGUUAUCCUUAAGUUGUGAACUAGAAGACGGCUAUGAAAGACCACAUGUCAGCUGUUAUACUUAAGUUGUGUACUAGAAGACGGCUAUGAACGACCACAUGUCAGGUUGUAACACUAAAUUGUGAACUAGAAGACGGCCAUGAACGACCACAUGUCAGCUGUUAUACGUAAGUUGUGAACUAGAAGACGGCUAUGAACAACCACAUGUCAGCUGUUAUACUUAAGUUGUGUACUAGAAGACGGCUAUGAACGACCACAUGCCAGGUUGUAACACUAAAUUGUGAACUAGAAGACGGCUAUGAACGACCACAUGUCAGCUGUUAUACUUAAGUUGUGAAAUGGACUUGAAGUUCAAGUCAUGGAAACGUGCAAAUAUAACAAACCUUUUUCUUGUUGUUCUUCAUGCUCUUGGUGAGGUUGUCAUUCUACGUGGUCCUAAAGGGGUAUUUUAGUUGUGGGUGGAUAGUUGUGUAUUUCAGUUGUGAAAUGGAAGUCUUUAUUGGGGGGAAGGUAUUGGUUUAUAGUGGGUGAUCAGGUUUAUGGAGGUAUAUACCUGUAUAUAAGUAUGGUUGUCAAUAGAAACAGUGUAACUAAGUAUUUAAAUGUUGGAGAGAAUAUUUUUUCUACAUGAAGGUUAUGAAUAAAUGUGAGGAGUGAUAUUUGAUUACUGAUUCAGUAUGCUAUUUUGAUAGAAAUUCAUCAUUUAUCUGUGGCAAGAUUUGCAAGGACAAAUAUUUCAUAAAUAGAUGUAGGAUGUAUAUAUGAAGGUCAAGAUAAAAGACUGAAAUCUGAAAGUGGACAUGACAAUUGUUAGGGUUUUGGAAGUCAAAGUGAUAAUUGCAAAAUUAAAAUUUAUUAGGUCAAGGUGAGAAUUGUUCGGAAGAAUUCUGAAAGAUCGAAAGUGUAACUGGGGUACAUUUCUCAAAGGUCGGAGUUUAACUGGGGUACAUUUCUCAAAGGUUGAAGUGUAACUGGGGUACAUUUCUCAAAGGUCGAAGUGUAACUGGGGUACAUUUCUCAAAGGUCGAAGUGUAACUGGGGUACAUUUUACUUCAGGCACAAUAUACAACACACGAUGGAUUUGGACUGAUUUAACAUGGAAUCAUUUUACUGAAUGUGAAACUUUUCAAUUUCAUCUGUGGGCACAGAACAGCAUAUAAUUUGCAAAAUCUGCCAUUAUUUGGAGUGCAAUAUGGGAGUUUUACCAGGCAGAACAAAUUAAAUAAAAUUUUGGACAAGCUUGACGAAUGGCAGAUAAGAAAUUGGUAGAAUUCUGAUGUUGACAAAUUGCCCAGAGAUUCAAUCAAUAACGUGAAUGAGUUCUAUCAAUGUAUCGACUCCUCGACAUGAAGACUACAUCUUUUUAGGGGAAUGGAUGAAAAACCCAGUUAUUUUUGAAAACCAUCAACUGCAAGGAAUUUCUGCACAUGACAAAGUGCUAGACUAAUUAUGUUAGCCCAGGAAAAAGUUGGAAAUAAUUUCAGUAUAUUCAAAGAAACCUCCAUUCCAAGUGUGUCAACAGAAUUUCAUUUGCAGAGAAGAGUAAUUUAAUAAACUUGACAGAGUUUCGGUGUGUAGAAAAACAGAGAAAGAAAAUGGAGUGGAAGCCACUGCCGAGUAACAGAACUGUGAUGUGCCGUGAUGAUAAUAGAAAAGAAAGCUGGUGAUGACGUAGAAUUGACUUGGAGAAUUUCUGAGUAGACUGGUUUUUUUUGGCGAAGAGUCGUCAAGUCUCGAUGAUUAGUGUUAUGAAAUAACAAAAACAUUCUCACAUUUGAAGAGAAAGAGGCGGACAGUCUAGUGUUUUAUUUACGAUUUGUUGUAGACAUUGUACAUGGAUAAGGAAGGAAAUUACAGUUGUUAGAGGAUGAUAGACCAAUGUUAUUAAUUGAAGUUAACAUCUUACGCAUAUGAAUAGAGGGAGUGAUGAUGUACAAGUUUGUGGGCGGGGAAUGAGUUGGGAACCUUACACAUCAACAUGUGUAAUACCAGUCACUGUUACUGAUCAAUGGACAGACUAUGUAGGUACUUACAGGGGCCAAUCACUUGUCUUCAUCUCUGUGUUUACACACUUAGCGUUAUUGUAAGUCAUUGUGUGGGUUGCCAUGGUUUUGCGUUUUUUUAUGUGGUAGGGACGCAUUCUCUUCGUUAACUCGGUGGAGGAAGCGUGAUUCUACUGUAGAAAUAUGUGGCAGUGAUUGUAUACUUGAUAUGUUUCUUUACUGCGUUCUAACUUAUGGAGUUUCACCAGAAAUAAUUUUUGGAUUAUGAGAUAACUAUAAACAUUUCAGCAUAUUUACUUGAUGAUUCUGUAUAGAUUUUAAUGUUACAUAACAGUAAAUAGCUGUUCUUCCUUUCCACUGAAAUCUCUAAUAAUUCAGUUUUAUGAAUAUUUUGUAAUGUUCAUACAAUCACAUAAUUUUGAAGGAUUUUUUUUCUCCCAAACCUUUAAGCUAAAACGAUAUUUUCAAAUAAGGUAAAGAAGAUAUGGUGAUUAAAAUAUUGAAUUACUUUAUGGCCAUAGCAAUAUAAGAAAUAACGUCGGUUUAAUGUUUCUAAUUUUACCAAAGAUUUGUCCUCUCAAAAGGUCUACUUCCUCACAAUCAAUUUAGACUUGUGGAAGUGCCUUUAUCUUCCAUUCACAAUUUUAUUUCAAAAUUCUAAUUAGACCAGUACCACACUCAGUAUUAUUGAAGGUCUCUUGACCACACUUUGGGUGUUUCAGAUAACAUGAGAUGACUUGGUCAGUUAGUUUAAAAGUUUUGGAUGUUGUGUGUCGAUGAACACUGGUAAUACAACAUUUAGGCAAAAUUCUUUGGGUAUGUUUUGAGCAGGAAUCAAAAUAUCCACUGCCAAUGAAUUGAAAUAUGAGAUAUCCUUAUUCUUAAAACUUUGUAGACUCCCCUAUCUGUAGUGUUUACCGAGUUUAGAUGUUUAAUAGUCAUUCUUCAACCUCAUAGUAUCCCUUUCUAUCACAUAUAAUCCUUAUAUCUGAGUGGAGAAAAUCUACCCCAAUUGACACCCCAGUCAAAGUGAGAUGAUGAGAUAGAGGAUGAAACCCCCUCUGUCUUCACUGCUCGGUGGAGUUUGAUUUGGGAUUCCGCCCUAUCCUUCCCCUCCCUGUGCUAGGAUUACAGUGUUCGCCAGAGAUCAUAUGUGCAUGUUUCAUAGGUAACAGCCAUUUGGAGCUGGUCCAGGGGGGGUCCUUGGGGGAACUAAGACAGGUAUCCUAGAGAGCUGUCAGGUUUACGGGGUUCUCCAAGGGGGGCAUUGAUACAUGCAUUAAAUGUAGUAUUCUGAACCUUUCUGAAGAUAUUUUUUGUGAUUUGAAGUUCAUGAAAAGUUCGAAGUAUGAAUAUAUAAUUAUGUAAUGGAAUUGAAGAAAGUUAUUUGUGCAAGACAAAAAAGUGAAAUCCAUUCUAUUGAAUACAUUUCUGUUUUACAUCAACAAUUUCAGAAACAAUAAUUAGAAUCGUCUGUGUGAUGAAAAUAACACCAAAAUAGGGAAUGAAAGUCUCACAAAGUUGAAUAUUUAACAUUGCAUACUCAUAAGACACUGAUGAAGCACAACUGUAAUGAUAGUUCCUCUUAUGUGAGAUCAUAUAAAAUGUACAAGAGCUUAGGAUCAGAUGGUAAUCAUUAUAUGUGAGCAGGAUCUACAGAAGUUUGUACCAAGUGAUAACAGAGAUGUAGAGGUCUGUGGUGGCCCUGAUCAAUAUGGAGGUUAUAUAACUUGUGGUGUUUUGAAACUAUACCCUUGCCUUGCCCAGCCUGUUCUGAUGCAUGUAAUUGGUACCAGGGGGUGUUAAUGACCCCCUAGGAGUCCCCUACUGACCUCCCCCCCCCCUGACACCCCCUGGGGACCCUCUGGGGAACCCCUGACAACCAGUAGCUGAUGAUGCUGAAGUGGUGCAGAGAUAGGGAGUGUGCUAUUUAUAGCCUGGGAUGGUGAGGAGUCUGUGUUGUACUGUGUUGGGAGGAGGAUUACAUACUUUUACCUUGCUGGGGCCAACAUCCUCCCACUGAACACAGUGAGGGCUACUGUCACCCUGUAUCACCCUUCUACAAGACAUUUCGGAUAUAACUUUCUGCCAGUGACUUUGGUACUUUCUACCUGUUUCUCCAGAAGUUUCUACAACUUUUGUGGAGUUUGAGCAGCCCUGACUGUUUCGUGUGCUUGGGAGUGUAAACCCUCCUCCCCUGUAUAUAUAUUUGUGUGUGUGUAUGGCCUACCAGCCUGCCUGUAAAACCUCUUGAACCUAUUUACGGUACAGCAGUAACAUACAGCAGUAACAUCGACUCCAGCAUCACUGGGAACUUGUCCUCAGUUUUGUACUGGCCCAGUUGGAUUUAGUUGGACGUGUGAACUGGGAUUAACAGUCCUCUGUAGAUCUCUGGUGUUCCAACUCGACCCGAGUGGAAUAAUUCAACUGUGUCUGCUCCCCUUGUUAACCACAGCAUUGUUUAGAAUAUUUCUCCUAAUUUUUUUUUUACUUUUUCUAAAUUUGCGAGUAAGAACCGGAAAUAGUUGGAAUAUUUUGUUGUGGUAAGAAUUUGCUUGUGUGAGGAUUAAGAAGAGUGGAAUCGUUGGAGGUUUUAGCUGUGAUAGAACUGAUGGUGUGUCUGAGAUGCGAGUGGAUGCCCUUAAUCAGACAGGUAUAAGGGAAUGGGCCGCUAUGCCUACCACACAAACCCUGUCAGGAGCGUCCAGUUCGUCUGGCCUCAAUGGGUCCGUGACCAAUAACAAGUUUGGCUAUAGUAACUGCAAACAGGACAAUGACUAUCAGAAUAUCGCGGAUGAAAGUGAGGCUGGUCCGAGAGUUGUGGACGAUGAGGAAGGCCAUCUGAUCUAUCAGCCGGGCGAUGUCCUUCAAGCACGAUAUGAAAUUGUUUCCACCCUAGGGGAGGGUACAUUUGGAAAGGUGGUGGAGGUCAAGGACAUGCAAAGGAAUUCAGAACGGUUAGCAUUGAAGAUCAUAAAAAACAUUGAGAAGUAUCGAGAGGCUGCUAAGCUGGAGAUUAACGUCCUGGAGAAACUCCGAGCCAAGGACCCUGAUGGACAGUUCCCCUGUGUCAACACGAUAGAGUGGUUCGACUACCAUGGACAUGUCUGUAUAGCAUUUGAAAUGCUAGGUCUCAGUGUCUUCGACUUUCUGAAGGACAACCACUACAUACCUUACCCUAUAGAAAGUGUCAGACACAUGGCCUUCCAGCUGUGUUACGCUGUCAACUUUUUACACGAGAAUCAGCUGACCCACACAGAUCUGAAACCAGAGAACAUUCUGUUUGUUAAUUCAGAUGCAGACGUCACCUUCAACCCACGCAAGAAAAGAGAUGAGUUUGUGGUGAAGAGCACAGACAUUCGUCUGAUUGACUUCGGAUCUGCCACGUUUGACCAUGAACACCAUAGCACUAUUGUAUCAACGCGUCACUAUCGGGCACCGGAGGUCAUCUUAGAGUUGGGCUGGUCACAACCCUGUGAUGUGUGGAGUGUGGGCUGUAUUAUCUUUGAGCUAUACACUGGCUACACGCUCUUCCAGACACAUGAUAAUAAAGAGCAUCUAGCAAUGAUGGAGCGGAUAUUGGGAUCUCUGCCCUACCGAAUGGUGAAAAAGACAAAAACAAAUAAUUUCUGGCACGGCCGCCUAGAGUGGGACCAUGCGUCGUCUGCCGGGCGCUAUGUGAGAGAGAACUGUCGGCCUCUGUAUCAUUAUUUACGAGACAAGGGGCCGGAACAUCGGCAAUUGAUUGAACUGACUGAGAUGAUGCUCGAGUACAUCCCAGAGGAACGCAUAACAUUACGAGAAGCCAUGAACCAUCCCUUCUUUGCUCCAUGCCGGAAAUAUUAUGCAAACCGUUAUCCUCUGGACGCACUGGCAGAGAAGGAAAAAUCCUCUCCUCUACCAGAUGGAAAGAUGGCAGAGCUCACAGUCCCAGCGAAUGGAUCAGAGAGGGAAUCUUCUGAGCGCAGGUCAAGAUCUGCCGCCAAAUCUCGGGAAGAUUCUGGAGAAAUGAACCACGGUGAUGAGGCAGCACAGAACCAUCAAAGUACAAGUUCUAGUCAAGAGACGGCACAGAAUACAGCAAAAGUUGAACAAACAGUAGAAGAAAAUGUUCCCAAGGUUAUAGAAAAAGUUCCUGAGGUGACUGAAAAAGGUCCUGAGGUGAUUGAAAAAGUUCCCAAGAAAGAGAAAACUCCAAUUAAGGUACAGCCAGAAAAAACAAGUGGAUAUAUAACUUAUAAGGAAAGGAAAAGAAAGGCUGCAGAAGCACAAGCAAAAAUGUCUCCUCCCAAGGAUCCCAACAAGCCACGAUCCUGGCGUCUCAAACUUGAGAUGGAAAUGGCAAACGAGAAAGAGAAAUCCAAGAACGAAGAUAAUGUCUCCAAUCCACCUGAGGAGGCAAGUUCAAAGAUAGAUGUUGCCAUGGCACCUGAGCCAGAAGUGCUCAGCAUCAAAGCAUGGAGACAGAAGAAGGAGUUGGAGGUUGCUGAACCAGAGCAUUUAGAACUAGAACUACCUAAGAAGGAAAAAGAGGUGGUACCUGCUACCGAGCAACCAAAGUCAUAUGAUGCCUUCAGUCGUAGGAGGUCAUGGCGACAGAGAAUGGAGGAGGAGAACAUGGAGGAAGAACAGCCAACUCAGGUAGAGGAGAAAGUUUCAGAACCCCAGCAACCUUCACCUGAAAGGUUACAGGUCAAACCCACAUCUCCGUCACAGAUGGACAAAGGGUCAGCUAUCAGAACCUGGCGUCAGAUGUUCGGAUCUGAAGACAGGAACUCGCACAAGGAUGAACCCAGUACACAUCACAAGUUAGAAAAACCUGUUAGCUUUGAUAGUUUCGAUGAAUCGACUAGCAGAAAGACAUCCAUUUCGGAGCGAGGUGAAUCACCUGGAUUCGACCCAGAAGAGACAGUGGCUGAACGUCUACAACGUCGACGGAGAGAGCGGGGAGGAGGGGAUCGCAGGAAGUCUGGACAUGUUCCGUGGGAGGAAGAACCAGAGGCAGAGCCAGCCACUAAAAAGGAAGAGAAACAACUGUCAGCAUACCAACUGCUCAAACUAGCUCUGGCUAAGCCUAUAUCUACAGAUAGGUCUAAGUCCGAACUCAAUCACCAGCAGAAAGCAGAACCGGAGGGACCCGUCAAAGGGCCAAUACAUGAUCUCAAAGCGGAGGUGGCUGAAAGGUCAAGGUCAGAGCCAGAGAAGAUUCCAGUUGAAAAGAAGGAGAAGCAGUUAGAAAAUGAUCCACUUAAGUUGUUACUAAGCCAGACCUUCACACCUGCCACCUUCAUGCAUUCGAAACAGCACCAGCCAAUCAGCCCAAUUGUAGAGGUUCCAUCCUCUGCUGAGGCCCCCGACACUGCCUGCAGCCAAUCAGGAGCCAGUGCUUUUCCAUUCGAAAACAAUCCAAACAACAUUCAAAGAGAAAGUGAGACAAAUGCUGUAUGUGAAACUGAAAAGAAUUGUUCAGUGGGAGGAGUUGCUAAUGUAGAACAGGGUUCCAGCCAGACAGAGUCGGACAAAGAAUUACAGCAAGGUUUUUUAUCCCAAGGUGCUGACUGUGAGCAGGAGGCAGUCAGAGACACCGUCGAAACCAUUGUAGAGAUGAAUCCUGCAGGACCUGUGAUAUCAGUGGUCAUCCCCGAGCCAGUCAUUGUAGUGACCAAUCCCAGUCCAGUAAUCGCAGUUACCGACCCAACAACCGACACAGUGACCGUAGUACUAGAGCAGUCAGCUGCAAUGGUGUACGAUCCCACUGACGUAAGUAAUAUGGUUACCUUGCCGACACAAACCAUGGUACUGGAGCCAUCCCCCAUACAGAAACCGCCCAUUGUGGCCUACACUGCUGUUCUCUCAGAUGCCCCCUUGGACAGCGACACUCAGGCUAAAGUUGAGGAGGCCCAGGUCAAAGCACAGAAGAAAACUGCCAAACGUGCACACAGGAAACGGAGCAAGAAGCAAGCAACCUCACAAGAUCAGUGUUUUUUAUCUGAAGUGGGCCUCGACCCUGAUCCCGAUCCAAAUGCUGCAGAAGAUGAGCUGGUGCUACAUCAACCGCCUCGGGUUCAUGCUUCUCCUUUGCCUUCUGGGAUUGCUGUUAGUAAUAUAUUCAUAGGGAAGGGCGCGACCAGUCCUGUGAUCAGUGACCUCGACUCACCCUCCUUUCCAGAUCCCAAAACCAUUCAGAAUAUUCAUAGGACUAAUUCAGGGGGAGGUAACUCGAGUGCUAACGAUUGUUUGUCAGCCAUAUUGCCUUCUGGUUGUGAUAACACAGUUGAACGCGAUCCGGUCUUUGCAGCGCAAGCACCGGAUAGAGGCAGCCAAUCAAAUCCAUCCAAUGGAACAGAGACUCUAUGACAAUGACCACAUAUAGAAGCGGUACCUUAGAGACCCCGAAAACCCUGAUCAUCGCGACUUGUUUGAUCUCAUCAAUCAGAUGCUUGAAUACGACCCUACUGAAAGACUAACCCUCAAGCAGGCCAUGAUACAUCGCGUCUUUGACAAAUAUCAAGUUAAACCAGAAGGAGAGACAUCAAAAGAUGGUGACCGGGAACGCUCUCACAGCCUCAGCAGAUGAAUCCUACUGUGACAAGAGUUAUAUUGACCAAGAAUAUCCUGUAACCGUUACCGUACCUACCGUGCGUGAAUCCUCGUCCACGGUUUACACAGCAGUGCUGGUGUGAUGCCUAUGGUCACGGUUGACUGAACACACUAAACUGUUACCAUAUAGAAUCUGCUGGUAUGAUUCGUGUCGGUGGUAAGCUGGAUGUGUGUUUCAUCGGCUAAGAUAAUCUCUCCCUGCAUGCGACAGAUUCCUGGCAGGAAUAGCAAGCAUUGAUUCGAAAGAAAAUUGCCAGUUGUCCAUGAUGGCUGGUAAGGUGAGAAUAGGGCUUUAAUACCUGACUUGUGUUUGCUAUGAAGACCAACAAUGGUCGGAAGUUUGAUAUGUGGAAUGGAUCACUCUAUGCCUGCUAGUAACAGGUACAGCAGCUGUGUGAGGGUACGUAAGGUAUUGAGGCUAGGACUGAAAUACCUAGACCAUGGAUCCAUAGUCUCCUGGUUUAGUAUGUAUCGAUAGUUGAGAUGUUUUGGUCUUUGUCUGUACGAGUGCCAAUGACAGGACGGGAGAACGAAGGACAGAAUUUGCCAGACCCUAUAGGUGUGAAAAGCCUCGGAAGUGUGAGAUGUGUGAAGAAUUGAGUGACAAACAGACUGCCCCUUCUUAUAAAAAAUGUGCAAUAUAUAUCGUGUAUACUGGUAUCGGAGAGACAUGCUUGCAAACAUGGGAUGCAUUAAUGGCUGUGAGCAAUUGUCUUUGCCUGCUGCCAUAGUGACAUGCAUUUAGGUACGUAAUUGUCACAGAAUGGCGAGGCAAGAGGGACGGAAUGUUUAUGAAGUAGAUGUGUAUCAAUGCUGUACGCCAACAAGAUGUAAACUAAUGUUUACUGCAAGGUCGCAGUAGUGUUCAACAUUAUUUGUUACAACGUCUAUAUUUGCGAUAUUUGAUAUAGGUGAGGUUGUAGCUGAGCAAUAAUGAGAUAAUACCUGCAUGUCACUGUAACUAUAAAUAUGACUAGUCGCUAUGGUUGCGUUGGUGAUUAUUCUCGGAUGCAAAUCGUGCUAGGAUUGUCCCUUGUCUGUCGUUCCUCUACUUACAAAUGCUGUGUGCUGUGAUGUUCACCGAUUUUAAAGCUGGAUCAGAUUAGCUUUUGAAACUUCAUCAUUUUUUUUUUAAAAUGUACGUUUUAUUGAAUGUUUUGUUGUAAGUCAUAAGGUCAUCUAAAAUCUUUGUGAUGUUGACGAAAAAUCUUCAAAAUCAAAACAAGCUGUCAGAAAUUGUUUUUUCGUCAUUUCAGCAUUUUCUGUGAAAGAAGUGACAAAAUCACGACUCCCAGUGAGAGAGAUUUGAAAAAAAUAGAUUUGAGAGUAUCAAAAUAAGACUUUUAAUGGCAAAAUGUUUCAAAUUAUAUGUUUGUUGUACAUUGUGAGUAAUAUCCUGCUACAGUGAAGGUCAAGCUCAGUUAAUUUAUUACCAUGUUCACUGUUCCACCCAAUCUUAUCACUGCCUCCUUUUGUAUACUCUUACGGUAGUCUUUUGCACAAGGAAUAAUACUCAUAACUCUUAACAAACCACAACAACUUCUUCAAAGCGUUUGUAUUUUAAAUAAGUUCAGGUGAAUGGCAGACAGCCUAGCGAUCAUGACUUUCCCUAGUAAAUUAGACCAGACUUGCUGAAUCUUGAUCUUGUGUAAUAUAUGUGAUGUUAAGCUAUUUCAUGGUAUAAAGUAUCAAUAGGUUUUGUAAAAGUACACAUGCAUUUAUUAAAUGUUAGACUCUCCAGAAAAUUAUAGCAAUAUUUUAAUGAUAUAAAAUCAAAUGUGAAUUUAUUCUUUUAACAUUUUACAGUCACAUUUUUUUAACAAAUUUCUGAAAGAAAAAAGCAUUUUUAUGAUAUAAUGGACUGAAAAUAUUCAAUUUUAGUUAAGUUAGAUACACUUAUAUAACAUUGUCUGUUCAUCAGUGAAUCUAAUGCUAAUUCAUAAAACAUUAAUCAACCAGUACACAUGUAAACCAGUACCUCAUUGGUUGAAUCUAACACUCAAUAUAUGAACCAUGAUCUGAUUGGUUGAAUACUAGUACAGUAUAUAUGUAAACCUUGAUUUGAUUGGAUGCAUAUGAAUCCCAGCACAACGUUUUUUCAAUCCAUCACUUUAUACAAUAUACAUUUGAAGUUAUUGCACACGGUCACGUAGUAUGUGUAUUUAUGUGAGGCCCAGAAGGGGACUGUAUUAUGUGAGGCCCAGAAGGGGGUUGUAUUAUGUUAGGCCCCAGUAAGGUUGUGUUGGGGCCUCACAGAGUCAGGUUAAUGUUUGUUGUAUAUUUCACUCCAGGGGUAGAAACACACGGAACUAAUUUAUUGGUGCUAUUCAAUCUGCAUGCUAUCAUCAUGUACAUAACUUCAUAAUAUGUGCAAAUUAAAUGUGUGUAUAAAUAAAACUGUUUCAUUGCCCACCAA
This is a messenger RNA of Mizuhopecten yessoensis (Yesso scallop), 11133 nucleotides long. Its product is annotated as serine/threonine-protein kinase Nek5-like. NCBI's taxonomy places the organism in Eukaryota, Metazoa, Mollusca, Bivalvia, Pectinida, Pectinidae. Bases 4743 to 8474 code for a protein of 1243 amino acids. The record is from RefSeq and is a predicted model, not a curated record. The transcript is spliced from 13 exons. Gene Ontology annotation, molecular function: protein kinase activity; ATP binding. Gene Ontology annotation, cellular component: nucleus. Gene Ontology annotation, biological process: protein phosphorylation.